Molecule: messenger RNA, 645 nt
Organism: Pelagomonas calceolata
Lineage: Eukaryota; Pelagophyceae; Pelagomonadales; Pelagomonadaceae
Source: the annotation of a GenBank genome assembly
AUGCCUCCCCGAGACGCUCGCCGGCCCGUACGGACCUUUCCGGGACGGAGUCCUAGCCGGGCGCCGGGCGCCGGGCGCUGCCAACACGCCGGCGCUGCCCGUAAACACACGCUCCCGACGCUGCCCGGCGCUGCCAACACCGGGCCGUACGUCGACGCUCAGACGCUGCCCAUAAACACACGCCGGGCGCCGGCCAACACGCCGGGAGAGAUAACCAACUGCGCCAUGGCCAGCCCGCCCGGCUCGCCGUCGAGCCGCUGGUGGAACCGGCCCAUCAAGCCCGAGCCCGAGAUCGGCCCCAACGAACUGGAAGUGGAGACCAUGGUCGCCGGCGACGGCUACCGCUACGCGAAGCCGGGCAUGACGGUGAGCGUGCACUACGUGGGCUACCUGCCGGACGGCCGCGUCUUCGACGCGACGCACCGCCGCGGCGCGCCGCUGCGGUUUCGGUUGGAUCGGAACGAGGUCAUCGAGGGCCUCGACGCGGCGGCGGCGCAGCUCUCGGCGGGCGAGCGCGCGAAGGUGCGCAUGGGGUGCGACCGGGCCUACGGCGACCGGGGCUUCCCCUACCUCGUGCCGCCGAAGACGGCCCUCGUUUUUGAUCUCGAGAUGCUCGGCGCGGAGUCCUAAUGUUCCUAAGGUUAA